AUGAUUGAGAUGGCAGGAAUAAGAGGAAUCAGACCGUCUCUUCCGCUCGAAAAGUUCAACAAGGAGAAGCAUGCAGGUCCGCUCGAUCCGCUCGCGCUCACGCCGCGCGCGACCGCCGGGACCAAUGGAAAGAAGCAGCCCGGGUCAGCACCUUCCGGCUUCAAGAACGGAACCACAGGGGCGAGCGGAACGACGACUGCGGCUAAUGAAGCGGAGAGGAAGGGGAAGCGCGUCCGGGAGGAGACGCCGUCGGGCGCAGCGCCAGAAAAUGCGCGCGAGCCGGUCGCGGGCGCCAAUGGCAAGAGGACCAAGGAAGUGGCGCGGGCAGAAGAGGGCGACUUUGCUGGAGAAGGGCGCGGAAACUGGAAGCCGGAGGAAUGGGGUUUUAUCGUGCGGGAGAACCCAGAAUUCAGCGGAGACGGCGAUGAUGCCAUGUAG
Molecule: messenger RNA, 438 nt
Organism: Klebsormidium nitens
Lineage: Eukaryota; Viridiplantae; Streptophyta; Klebsormidiophyceae; Klebsormidiales; Klebsormidiaceae
Source: the annotation of a GenBank genome assembly